AUGACGAUACUGUCUUCAUUUAGAUCUAGAUUUAAAAAUAGAUUAGAAUCAAAUCAAAUUGAUGAUGAUUAUUCAAUACCAUCACCUACUACAUCAAGCACAACAACAACAACCUUAAAUCGACGAAACAAUUCAUCUAAUCAACAACAAAUACAACAAUAUUCCGAAGAUUACGAAAUUAAUAAUCAUUCAUUACCUUUAUUAUCUCAAAUUAAUCAAUCUAUUCCCCAUCAAAAUAUUAAUUUUUCACAAAAUUCAAGAUCAUUAUCUUUUCCAACUAUAAGUCAUUUAAAUUCUAAUAAUUUAUAUCAUCAACAAAGUUUACAAAAUUUACAAUUACAAUCAUUACAUUCAUCUAAUUCACUAGUUAAUGAAACAACAUUACUAAAUAACUUAGAAGAUCAAGAAAAUUUUGAUCCAAAUGAAGCAGUUCCCACAUAUGAAAUAUCACAAGCAUUACAUCAAAAUUCUUCAAAUAAUUUAAAUAAUGAAUUAACACAAUCACAAGAUUUACAACAACAACAACAACAACAACAACAACAACAACAGUUACUACUAGAUCAAUUUCAACAACAACAACCUCAGGAAUUUCAUAGAAAUUUAUCAACAACUUUUUCACCUGAAUUAUUAUCUCAUUUAUAUACUCCAAUACCUUCAUUACCUAUACCUAGAAAUAAUUCAACUUCAAUGUUAUUAUCAGAAUCUUCUGAUUCUUCUUUACUGAAUCAUACUAUUAUAAACACUAGUCAACAACAUCAUCAUCAUCAACCACCAUCGCCGCCACAACAUCAUCAACAGCAUAAUCAACAACAUCGUCAACAACAACAACCAAAACAAGCCAUACGUAAUAAAUUCAAACAAACAUCAAUUAAAAAAUUAGGAUUAAAAUUUUUAAAUGCAAGACAACAUUUUUUAUUAGCUAGUUGUAGAGAUGUUAGUUUAUUACCUCCAUUAUUUGGAUUAUUUCAAGCUUGGAAAAGAUUAUAUAUUGAUGAUGAUGAAUUACUUAGUACACAAAUUAAUAAAAAAUUAACAACUGCAAGAAGUUUAGAACAUUUUCUUACUGGGAUUUGGUGUAUUGUUGCUACUUAUUUAUCAUAUUCCAUUUUGGAUUCUUUAUUAGUUAGAUGGAUUAUAACUUAUUCAACUUCAGCUGCUAUUGUUAGAGUUUUAUCAAUGUCUACUAUAAUGAUUACAAUAGAAUUAUAUUUAGUAAAUACUUUUUCAGCUACAGGUUAUCAAUAUGGUCUUCAUAUAUGGAUUUUAAUAAGUUGUUUAUUAACGCUCACAUUUAUUGUUCAAAAUUUUGUAACUUCAAAUCUUCAGUUGGAAUUACCACAAUCACAAAAACCACCACUUACAAUAGAUAAUGAAGAUACAGGAAUAGAAAUAUCUAAUAUUCAAGGUCCUCAAUCUCAACAAGUUAAAACAUUACGUAAAAAGUCAAUUAAACCAAGAAGAUUUUUUGAUUUUUAUAAUAUUGUUGUUUUUGCAGUUGUUCCCGUUGGAUUAGCUAGUUUUGUUACAAUGAUUGGAUUAUUAAGAUCACUUUUAAUUUUAAGAAUUGAUGUUGAUCAAGCUAUUAAUAGAAAUGGAAAUUAA
Lodderomyces jiufengensis is the source of this 1602-nucleotide messenger RNA. RefSeq lists its product as uncharacterized. Bases 1 to 1602 code for a protein of 533 amino acids. Gene Ontology annotation, cellular component: endoplasmic reticulum membrane. The transcript has a single exon. Gene Ontology annotation, biological process: cellular response to oxidative stress; protein N-linked glycosylation. Lineage: Eukaryota; Fungi; Ascomycota; Pichiomycetes; Serinales; Debaryomycetaceae. The record is from RefSeq and is a predicted model, not a curated record.